Molecule: messenger RNA, 2407 nt
Organism: Medicago truncatula (barrel medic)
Lineage: Eukaryota; Viridiplantae; Streptophyta; Magnoliopsida; Fabales; Fabaceae
Product: probable sphingolipid transporter spinster homolog 2
Exons: 16
Coding region: 393-1982 (529 amino acids)
Biological process (GO): transmembrane transport
Cellular component (GO): membrane
Molecular function (GO): transmembrane transporter activity
Source: RefSeq, a predicted model, not a curated record
AUAGUGUAUUUAAUUGGAUGAAUCCGAAAAUCCUAGUAAUAAUAUAUAAGAAGGAAAUCUGACUCUGUUACAGCAAAUCCUAAUCAUAUGCGAAUUUAUGUAACUAAAAUUCUGUUCCAUACAUUAACCAAAUAAAGGAUAAUCCAUCGAACAUCCUCGUCACUUUGACGACACCAACAUCGUUGUCAACAAGAACAAGAGAGUUUCGAAGCUGCGGGGGUUAAAGAAGAAGAAGAAGAACAACAACAACAAACCUUCUUCUUUCUACCUGGCUUGCUUUUGUUACCUUCAACCUCGAUUUUCUAUUCUUCAUUAAUAAUUAAAGUGUCAUUGUCAAACUAUAUUAUCAUUAUUAUUAUUAUUAUUUUAUUAUAAUAAUAUAUAUUAUUGGAAUGGCACAAAAGUCUGAAGAUGAACCGAAACCUGCAACAACAACUUCUUCUUCUUCAACACCUAACCCUGUUCCUUCUUCUGUGGAACCAAACAUGCUCCCCAAGUCCACCAUGAUUCCUGCAACUUCUUGGUUUACACCUAAAAGAUUACUGGCUAUAUUUUGUGUGAUUAACAUGUUGAACUAUUUGGACCGAGGAGCAAUAGCUAGCAAUGGUGUUAAUGGACAUCGUGGGACUUGCACUGAUGGUAUCUGCAAGUCUGGAACAGGAAUUCAGGGGGAUUUUAACUUGACCAAUUUUCAAGAUGGAGUUCUUUCAUCUGCUUUUAUGGUUGGACUUCUUAUAGCUUCUCCAAUAUUUGCAUCUCUUUCAAAGAGUGUAAACCCCUUUAGACUUAUUGGAGUUGGAUUGUCAGUUUGGACUGUUGCAACCUUAUGCUGUGGUCUUUCUUUCAAUUUCUGGUCCAUUACAGUCUGUCGCAUGCUCGUUGGUGUUGGCGAGGCUUCAUUUAUAAGUCUUGCAGCACCUUUCAUUGAUGAUAACGCCCCAGCUUCACAGAAAACAGUGUGGCUUUCUAUAUUUUACAUGUGUAUACCAGGGGGAUAUGCAAUUGGCUAUGUAUAUGGUGGAGUGGUUGGAAGUCAUUUUGGUUGGCGUUAUGCGUUUUGGGUGGAGGCUGUCUUGAUGCUUCCAUUUGCUAUUUUGGGAUUUGUUAUGAAGCCUUUGCAGUUAAAAGGUUUUGUCCCUGCUGAGUCAAAAAAAGUGCUGGCAGUUGAGACAGUUCCUUUGGGAGUUCAAGACGGGGAGGCUUCAAAUAGAAACAACGAAUCGCAUGAACCUUCCAAGCCAAAACAUGCAAACAGAAUAUUAAAUCAGCUCUCACUAUUUCUGAAAGAUAUGAAAGAACUUUUGUCGGAUAAGGUUUUCGUCGUCAACGUUCUAGGUUAUAUAGCAUACAACUUUGUCAUUGGUGCUUACUCGUAUUGGGGCCCCAAAGCUGGUUAUAGUAUAUAUAACAUGACUAAUGCAGAUAUGAUAUUUGGAGGAAUUACAAUUGUAUGCGGAAUAUUGGGCACUUUAGCAGGAGGCCUUGUUCUUGAUUACAUGACUAACACCCUAUCAAAUGCAUUUAAGCUUCUCUCAUUGACAACAUUAGUUGGCGGUGCAUUUUGUUUUGGUGCCUUCGCAUUCAAAAGCAUGUAUGGUUUCCUAGCUCUCUUUGCUAUUGGUGAACUACUUGUUUUUGCCACUCAGGGUCCCGUGAAUUUUGUAUGUCUCCAUUGUGUUAAGCCAAGUUUGAGGCCACUAUCAAUGGCUAUGUCUACUGUAGCUAUUCAUAUUUUCGGAGAUGUACCUUCCGCGCCUCUUGUUGGAGUUGUCCAGGAUCAUAUUAACAACUGGAGAACUACCGCGUUGAUUCUAACAACAAUAUUUUUUCCAGCAGCUGCAAUAUGGUUUAUAGGAAUAUUUUUGAAUAGUAAGGAUAAAUUUAACGAAGAGAGUGAGCAUCAAGUAUCAAGGGUAGAAGGAACAACCACCGCGCCGUUGCUUGAAGAGAAGACCGCAGAACCUAAAUCCCAAGAAUGUUAACCUUUUUGUAAUAUCUUCAAGCAGCCACAGCACCGUUGCUUGAAGAGAAGACAGGAGAAACAUUGCUAUUUACUCAAUCCCAAGAAUGUUAGUAUAUGUUUGUAUAUGCGGUUGGAAAGUUGCUGGACGCACGUUUAGGCUCAAGCUACAAUUCAUAGCUUCAGAAAAAACACGACAGAAAGGGUUUGGGACGCGAGAAAUCUAAGCGAGACUCAGUUCCAAAUAUACUAUUAACCUUUUUGUAAUAUCGUUUGAUGGCUAACCACGUAGUUUGUUUCGUACCUUGUAAAUAGCUUUCUUAAUUCUUUGUUCAACCAUUAAUUGAAAAUUUAAUUUAUGUAAGUAUCUUUUUGCUUUUGCUUAGUGGAAAUGGAAUAAUGCAAGAAUCUAUCUGCACAUGAUAUUGCAAUGUUUAUGUUUCACCA